This is a messenger RNA of Vigna angularis (adzuki bean), 1490 nucleotides long. RefSeq names its product pentatricopeptide repeat-containing protein At1g07740, mitochondrial. The transcript has a single exon. Gene Ontology annotation, molecular function: protein binding. The record is from RefSeq and is a predicted model, not a curated record. Bases 71 to 1417 code for a protein of 448 amino acids. Lineage: Eukaryota; Viridiplantae; Streptophyta; Magnoliopsida; Fabales; Fabaceae.
UUGUUAGAACAAUGUUAUUCUUCUUCUUUCCAUUCUCAAUUUCUUCACUGUGACUAUUGUUUCUGCUUGAAUGAUCUGUGGGAGAAGAAAAACGAUUAAUCCAAAUCCAUUGCUUCAUUAUGCUAACAAUGGAUCCCAAUUCCACACCCAUAAACCUCGACCCAAUGAAAGACCAACUCGUCCAAAGUUUCGCAGGCGCAUUCCCUUCGUCGCCGAAGUCAAAACAGUGGAAGACCCAGAAGAAGCCGUGUCUCUCUUUCACCGUUACAAGGAACACGGUUUCCGCCACUAUUACCCUUCCUAUGCUGCAUUGCUCUACAAAUUAGCUCGUUCUAGAAUGUUCGACGCCGUGGAAACCAUUCUCGCUCACAUGAAAGACACCGAUAUGCAAUGCAGAGAAAGCGUAUUCAUUGCUCUCUUUCAAUAUUACGGUCCCCAAAAGGCCGUUGAACUCUUCAACAGAAUGCCGCAGUUCAACUGUGUCCGCACCAUUCAGUCCUUCAACGCUCUUCUCAAUGUUCUUGUAGACAAUGAUAGGUUCGAUGAGGCCAAUGAUGUUUUUGGUCGAUCCUAUGCAAUGGGUUUUCGUCCAAACACUGUCACUUUCAAUAUAAUGACUAAAGGGUGGUUGAGAAAGGGCGAGUGGGGGAAAGCAUGUGAGGUGUUUGAUGAAAUGCUUCAGAAGAGAGUGCAGCCGAGCGUCGUCACUUACAAUAGUCUAAUUGGGUUUUUGUGUAGGAAAGGUGAUUUGGAUAAAGCAAUGGUCUUGCUUGAGGACAUGGGUCAGAAAGGUAGACGCGCAAAUGAAGUAACUUAUGCUCUGUUGAUGGAGGGUUUGUGUUCCUUGGAGAAGUAUGAUGAAGCUAAGAAGCUAAUGUUUGAUAUGGCGUAUCGUGGGUGUAAACCCCAGCCGGUGAAUUUUGGUGUACUGAUGAAUGAUCUUGGGAAGAGAGGAAAGGUUGAAGAGGUCAAGUCUUUGCUCCAUGAGAUGAAGAAAAGGCGGCUUAAGCCAGAUGUUGUAACUUUCAACAUAUUGAUAAAUUAUCUUUGCAAGGAAGGCAAAGCAGUGGAAGCUUACAAAGUUUUAUUUGAGAUGCAGAUUGGUGGAUGUGAGCCAAAUGCAGCUACAUACAGGAUGGUGGUUGAUGGUUUGUGCCGGAUAGGGGAUUUUGAGAUGGGUCUGCGUGUUUUGAAUGCAAUGCUAACAAGUAGACAUUGUCCACGAUCGGAAACAUUUAAUUGUCUGGUUGUUGGCCUUUUGAAAUCUGGGAAUAUUGAUGGUGCAUGCUUUGUCUUGGAACAGAUGGAGAAGAGAAAGCUAGAAUUUGAUUUGGUGAGCUGGGAAACCAUAAUAAAGUUUGCCUGCAGUGAGGAUAAGGGUGUCACUGAGCUUAUGACUCUACUUACAUCUUCGUAAUCUAAUAUAAUGCAUUUUAUACGGGCGAACUGUCUGUAUCUUUGCAAUUUUUUACAUGAUAUCAUUUGAACUC